CCAAUAUUUACUAAAUUGUUGUCUCAAUUAUCACACGAUUAUCACCGAAAACAAUGGCCACAAACGGAUCCACUGCACCGCAAGUGAUGGCCGAACCAAAAUCAAUGAAGACAUUGUUUACACUACUGUCGGGUUCGGUGGCCCUCAAGAGCGAAGAGUUCAUCGCCGAAGAGUUGAACAAUUGUCGCCACCAAUUGGCAAAUGGUUUGCUGUAUUAUCUCCGCCACAAUCCGGCGGUGGACUCGCUGUCGGAGCUGAAGAAGCGCGACUCGUCGGCGUUCGGCGCCUUCACUCCCGAGUUGAUGUCCAAAGCGAGUCUUCUUCUGGAUCUGAGUCACAAAGAGUGUAACGAAUUGUUUAAUUCGUAUCUUUGCUACGAAUUCAAAGGCACUCCGGAAUCGAUGAAACAGUUGUUCUCCAAUGAGAAGCAAAGUCGACGACUUCUAUACGAUUUGAAUGAUUACUAUCGCAGCGAACGGCUCUUCACUUUGUUUUGUUUGAAACAAAUACUCAGUCAUUGGAGCACUUCUUCAGAGCACAUGUAUCAACACAUAUUUCGCUCAUUCCUCGAGACCAUCAAUGAUAGCAAUCAGUUAUAUCCGAAACUUGUGGAGCAAUUGGUGCACUUGAAUGAGUGUCCGGUGCCCUCACGGCUCUCAAACGGUCCGUAUUUUACUGAAUCGCUGGCUAAAGAACACCUGCACCACAAUCUUCGGGAACAAACGGAGAUCUUAGAGCUCUUACUCCUGUAUAUCAAGGGUUUUGAGACAUCGAUGGACAACAUUAUUGAAUUGCUAUCACUGUUCGCGUCGAAUGGUUUUGGCGUAAAGUUUGCUCACUUUAACAGAACUGAUUGCGAUUAUAUCGGCGAAGAAGUGUUCAAAUUCAUCGGUUUCCUGCAGUCACUGGUGAUCGUCGAGUGUCUGGACCUGAAGUGGUUAUACGAGUGUCAGGAGAAGGACAUCGAGUGUCAACUCAUGAAAGCCGAUAACGUUAAGCAACUGAAGAAAUUGGAUUCUCUUGUCGUGAAUCUAAACUCAGUGACUGUCGAACACUCGCCGAUCUUCAUGUCGUGGAUGAUUGUCCGGAGCUGGGAAUCAGCCGAUCCUCAGCUCACGGCUACUAUCGAUGCGGUGCCUCUAUUGGGCGCCACCGCAGUACAGCUCAAUGUCUUCGGUUAUCUCGAAAAGUGUCUAAACUUACCGCAAGUGAUAGCGUUGAACGGAACCGUUGUCUCCGAUUUAAUUCAUCGAGCGAUUAGUGAUUUACUUUCGGUCACAUUCAACGUGUUUAACAUCGAAAUGCUUAGACAUUCUGUUCCGGCGCUCAACCAGUUGUGCAUUAAAUUAUUCCGAAACAGUUAUAUCGCCAGCGAUUUGUUCAAACAUGGAUUGGACUCCGGACUCGGGUUGAUAGUGAGCUCAGCUCUUCAAAACUUUCCCCUUCGAGCGAAUCCUGUAUUGAGUUUUUGUCAGUCUUUGUCGGAAACCAAUUAUUGCAAACAAAUUUUUGAAAAGUUAACCAUUUUAUCAAAUCUGACCACUUUUACGGAGCCGUUUGAUAGCUCUCUGUCCACAUGUGUGCCCACAGAAGAAGAUUCAAUAUAUUGUUUAUUAAGAGAUAAAUUGUUGUUCAGAAAUACGGAACUCGUCAUCAGAAAAGAGACAAAAGGUUUGCUAAAAAUUGUGAACAAUAGCCGCGCGAUUGAAUGGAUGGACACUAAUAUUGAUGGAUGGAAAUUGAUUUACCAUCGAUUCAGAGAACAGUACGAUCUCGUGAGUAGAGGACAACUUCACUCUGUGUCUGAGAUAGCGAUCAACGAAAUGAGUCAAAUCACAACCAUUUGCUCUAAUCUUAUAAAAAACAAUUGUUCGCAACAUAUCUCAGCCUUCAAUAGACUCAUCACUUUGUGUUUAGAAACCUAUGACCUGUUCUCGAGUGUUGAGAAUCCGCCGCGACUUCUGAUGGCAUCCAUACUAGAGUUGACGGCAGCCAUGAUUGCAGUCGAUUACAGUCAUGACACGGCUUCGCUUUGGCAGCGAAUCAAUGGCAAGUCAUUCAUGCCUUAUAUGAUUGGAUUGACAUCUGAUCUGAAAGAAGUUAUCGCUGGUAACGAUACAAACACAUCACUUUUGGGUCAAUUGAUCGCAUCGGAAGAAUGCAUUAAAGGCCGAUACGAGCUGUGCAUCGCAUUCCUCAAACUCAUUGCACAAGUGGUGAAGAAAUCAGAUUUGAAAGACGAUAACAAUUUGACCGCUUCUCUAGUGUUUAUUAUCAAAGAGAUAUUUCCGUCCCAUUAUUUCUGGAGUUUUAACAAUCAAAACGAGUUCUUCAAAAUCGGAAGACUCUGUUUCGAUAUCUUUCAUACGGUUUUGUCGAAAAGCGAUUAUAACUCUAACCGAUGCCGUAUUGGAGAGUUGUGUACCAGUGCUCUGAUGGAUGGAAACGCUUCACAAACUCUCUUAAAUGUGAUCAAAAGCGGAGAGACGAGUGUCCGGAAUGUGAUAAUGAGUGCCGGAAAUGAUAACUCUCUAUCAGAUGACGACCAGAUUGUGAUCGUUCGGCAGUCGCUUUCCAUUUUGAAUUAUCUGUUGAUUUUGACCACAACUCCCAAUAACACGUCCGACAAGUCGUGCAGUCACAUCGAAACGGCUGUAUUCUCGACACAAAGUAAGCCAAAUAUGUUACUCAUUCUCUCGCAUUACGUCCUCCAACGAUACGACACCCAAUUGGCCACUUUGGCCGUACAGUUGUUGCGCCAAUUGGCCAAACGCUUCCCGAUGUCAAUGCUGGCCUGUCUGGGCUCAGACGCAGAGUCAAUGCGCGAACACUUUCUCUUCCGUUUGGAUCAAGUGACCGAAGAUCUCCACUUUAAGGUGGCGUUAUUGAACUUCUUGUCGUCGUGUGUCGAACGACAGCCGGGAUUAAUGGAAAUGUUCUUAAAUGUGGACAACAAUCCGCUGAACGACAAGAGCGACAACAAUACCACCGGUUGUCUGCAAACGGUGUUAGAAAUACUGAGUGAGAAACGUGAGGCCAAAUACACGUAUCCGUUUGAACUGCAUUUGGCAGCGCUUAAGUUCCUCUACACCUUUUGGGUCGGCCCACUGGAGGACCGAGAUAAAUUUGAUUGUGAUUUGGAGACUAAGUUUAAGACAUUGAGAGACACGAACCGUUUAAAGCAAUUCUCGGCACACAUUCAACAUCUCUUUGAAUCCGUGGAUCUAAUUCCAGAAAACUCGCGACUCUUAUUGAAUGCUUGGAAAGACUUUCUCAUAUCAAUAGCAAAGUUCGAUCCGUUCGGUCUGACCAAAGAGCUAAAGAUGAAUAUAAGCGAAGACAUAAUCGAUAGCCUUUUAGUCCAAUUGCGUAAACCACACGUCGAUAACAAUAUAAUUGCUAUCUUUGCCGAUAUUUUGUUGACUAUAUUUGACAAAUGGAAGGAAACGUGUAUUGAAUCACCAAAUGAAUGGCACUCACGAGUGGAACAGUUGCUCAAAUGUAUCGAAGAAGUGAAAGAGUCGGAUAGCAAGUUACACAACUUAAAAUUUAAACUAUCGGUGACUUCGAUUGCAUUACUGCAGACACUAGUGAAUCAAAACAGCACUCGUGUCUCCAUUUGGAUCCAAGUAUUGCGAACUCACUUCUUGAUGGAAUCGUUGGCCAAUCUAUUGAAUUACUUGAUUGAGAACAAACUCGGCGUUGAAUUAUCUGUUCAUAUAAUGUCACUGUUUGUCGAGUUGUCGUCAAUACAGUUAUCGGCCGAAGCGCUAUAUUUAACCGGUUUUGUCGACAAUUUGUGUAUUUCACUCCAAAACACAUACAUUACAACACCUGAUAAUGUCAUCACUAAAGACAAAUGCACUCCAACUGUAAAGUGGAUUAACGUCUUCUAUCUAUCGCUACGAAUGAUCACUAAUUUAGUCAAUCAAUUAAAACACCAUUUCGUGGACAUUGGCAUCACAUUCGUUGCCAUACAUUUGGAUCAUAUCAUUGAUAUAUUGACAAAAGUUCGCACUAAUCCCAAGACCGAAGAGAUUUACGAGUCGAUCCAAAUGAUUACUUUAUGUCAUUCGAUAUCACGCUAUCAUGAGGUGUGGCGAACACACCAUCACUCUUCGUUCCAAGAGAUUGAGCAGCAGAUCCUGAAGACUAGCCAUUCGGUGAUCGCUUUCCUAAUUAGACCCAACUUUUUGUCGUAUAUAAUGGAAAACCCCAACACUUCCGCAGCGAUUGUCGUGUCAUCGGAAGCGACUCCGAAGCGAGUGUCGCCGCCGACGACGACAAGCACUCCAUUCGAUGGCAAAGCGCUGCGAAAAUCUGUUUCGUGGGAACAGGAGUUCACCACACAUUCAAUUGACGCCAAACUUCUCGACUCUCUCUUCACAUUUCAAGCGUUUUCUGUUCAUAUAAUGUCACUGUUUGUCGAGUUGUCGUCAAUACAGUUAUCGGCCGAAGCGCUAUAUUUAACCGGUUUUGUCGACAAUUUGUGUAUUUCACUCCAAAACACAUACAUUACAACACCUGAUACUGUCAUCACUAAAGACAAAUGCACUCCAACUGUAAAGUGGAUUAACGUCUUCUAUCUAUCGCUACGAAUGACCACAAAUUUAGUCAAUCAAUUAAAACAUCAUUUCGUGGACAUUGGCAUCACAUUCGUUGCCAUACAUUUGGAUCAUAUCAUUGAUAUCUUGACAAAAGUUCGCACUAAUCCCAAGACCGAAGAGAUUUACGAGUCGAUCCAAAUGAUUACUUUAUGUCAUUCGAUAUCACGCUAUCAUGAGGUGUGGCGAACACAUCAUCCCUCUUCGUUCAAAGCGAUUGAGCAGCAGAUCCUGAAGACCAGCCAUUCGGUGAUCGCUUUCCUAAUUAGACCCAACUUUUUGUCGUAUAUAAUGGAAAACCCGAACACUUCCGCAGCGAUUGUCGUGUCAUCGAAAGCGACUCCGAAGCGAGUGUCGUCGCCGACGACGACGACAAGCACUCCAUUCGAUGGCAAAGCGCUGCGAAAAUCUGUUUCGUGGGAACAGGAGUUCACCACACAUUCAAUUGACGCCAAACUUCUCGACUCUCUCUUCACAUUUCAAGCGUUUUCUAUCGCUUUUCUGCAAAACAUUUCGCCAAACGUUUUGGUAUUAAUGGAAAGACAGGGUUUCGAUCCAAACGAUUGGAAACUACUCAUUAGAGCCAGUUUCUCGUCGCCAAACAUCGAUCCCAACUCAACGCUCAGUUUUGGUUCACUAAUCAAUUGCAUUCAUAUGUGUAUAAAGACAUUAAAUCGAAGAGAAAAGGAGAAACAGACACUGGAUUUUGUGGCAUUCAUUUUCGAGACCAGUCUCUCAUUUAUGGUGUCUCAGGCAAUGGUCGCGCAGUUGUCGUCAACCAUUCCCGAUGUCGACAAACAGAUUAUUGUCCGCGAAAUCAAAUCAGAACUCAGCACUAUACUGUCCAAUGUUGGCGGCGGUCGCACCCGACGUAUCUCACAGUCGCUGUCAGUGCUCUCCAGCCCUAAAAGUGCGGCCACUUCUCUAAUAGAGGAAAAAUAUGUCAAAUUUUUACUACAAUUCUUCGAUAAAAUAUCGCAAUAA
This is a messenger RNA of Medioppia subpectinata, 5588 nucleotides long. The record is from the annotation of a GenBank genome assembly. Lineage: Eukaryota; Metazoa; Arthropoda; Arachnida; Sarcoptiformes; Oppiidae.